Molecule: messenger RNA, 345 nt
Organism: Myiozetetes cayanensis
Lineage: Eukaryota; Metazoa; Chordata; Aves; Passeriformes; Tyrannidae
Gene: CHCHD5
Product: coiled-coil-helix-coiled-coil-helix domain containing 5
Source: RefSeq, a predicted model, not a curated record
CCCCUGGAAUUCCCGGUUUUUAACCCCCGGAAUUCCCAUUUUUCCGGCAGGGAAUGGGCUCUGGAGCUGACUGCCCGGCACUGCGGGGAGGAGCUGGAGCGCUACGGGCGCUGCGUGGCCGCCAGGCCCGAAUCCUGGCACAGGGAUUGUCACCGGCUGAGGCUCGGAAUCGCCCACUGCGCCUCGGCACACCCCAUCGUGCGUCAGAUCCGGGAUUGUGCCGAACCCCUGGCGGAGUUCGAGCGGUGCCUUCGGGACCACCCGGGCAGCGCCCACCGGUGCCACCCCCACGCCGGCGCCUUCCUGCUCUGCGCCGACCGCAUCAAGCCCGGCACGCCCUGAGGU